AUAAAUGGAGUUGUCAUGGCAACCGUACAGCAUGUGCUUACAAAAACAAGCGGUUGACCGUUCGCCGACAGUUCUCUCGACAUUCGACAUCCACGACGCCAUCUUCUUCUCCGUUUUGCGUUAAUCAGAGACCGAGAGAGCGGGGGGAUAAUCGUUUAAUUCAGAGAAGGAGAGGGGAAGACCCGAAGAGUGAGGACGAUGAGUGGAGCCAAAGCCCGCAGCGACGCGCCUGUUGCUGAAAAUGUCUCCGGCGGCGGGCACAGCACUGCGGCUCCUCCGCGGGACCGUAAGCCCGGCGGAGGGGUUCUGAAGAGGCUCAAGUCCCGGAGGAGCCAGGUAGACAGCAGGCCCGUUACGGAGGAAGACCUGCGGACACAGAGUGGGCACAUCACACCGGAGGAUGUGCUCGGACUACGGGUGGCUACGCGAGGUAUGAGUCUCUUGUUGAUGUGGUUCACUGAAGCUUCAUGCGUUGCUUUUGCUAGAAUAAGUAUGUUGGCAUGUUGUAACCGAGUACCAAGAACAUAAAUUACAUUGAAAGAGAAGAAAUUACACAGUUUUAAAGGCUACGACAAGAUAUUUGUUGUAGCCUUAUUAUUUGACAGAUGUAGGCCGACAUGUGACAUCAUGUAGUGAGACGUUAGUGCACUGUCUCGCACUAUCACCAGUGGAAAAUCGUUGUGUGGAAGGCGCAUGGGACUCUCAAGUCCUUUAUUAUUUUACUUAAACUUAAUUAAGACCUCAUAAUGUAAGUCCUCAAUAAAUGUCAGAUGCAAAUAGCAUCAGGUAGCACUUCCGUGACAUCACGGUUGAGCAGGAAGACCUUAUAUGGUGUCCAAUAAAAAUGGCGACAAAACUAUACACCGCUAUAAAUACUGCUACUUAAUUUUAUCUCAGCACAUAUCGCUGUUUUUACCUAUUCUAAACUAUUUUCAUUUUCACUUCUAUUCUUUGUUUAUUUGCCUAUGUUAACGUCAUUUUCGGUUUUUGUACAUUUUUGAAAAUAUUUUACUAAGUUUUGGCACCAAUAGUAUUUCAUUGUACUUGAACCGUGACUAUAAACAAUAUCUUAUUUUAUAUGUUUUGUCUUUUUUCCCACUACUAUCAAAGAAACUUUUUUUUUUUGAAACUGAAGUAUUAAACUUUAUCUGCUUCUAAUGAGAGUUAGGCUUGUCAAGAAAAUGUAAGUCUGUGGUAUAUUUUUUGGUUUUUAUUCAAGCUAUCACUUAAAUUUCAGGGUUUUUUGUUUUGUCACAGUAUCUUCCUAUAGUUCUCACUAGCCACGCAAUGAUAACAUAAUGAAAGCUAUAUCUUCUCUGUCUUUAUGGUCUGGGUAUUUACACACAUGUAUUUAUAUAAAGCUGUGUGUGUCUGUGUACAAGCAAAGUGUAUGAGUGCUAACAACGUCAAGCAGUGUUUUACAUGUUGUAUGUGGAUGUCCUGGCAGCCAAUUUUAGUACCUACUCAGUACAUAUUAACUGAAACUGCUGGAAAAUCAUUUCAAUCUUUUAACACUUGUCCCCUUUCUGUCAUUGCUGCAGGGUACCUUUGUAAACCUGCGGAUAAUAUUUAUAAUAUCGACUUUGUCCGCUUCAAAAUCAGAGACCUGGAGACUGGCACUGUCCUGUUUGAAAUUGCCAAGCCGCUUCAUGCAGGUAUUGUGUAGGAGCGAUGGAAGAGAAAAGUUCCCUCUAUCAACGCGGCAUGUUACUUGAAUGUAGGAGGUUUUCAGUGUGGAAAAAUUUGAAUGUUUCUGUUCGCAGAUGAUGAUGAGGAGAACAGAGAAGCAGAUGCCAGCGCAGGACGAUUUGUACGCUACCAAUUCACCCCUGCCUUCCUGCGCCUGAGGACCGUGGGAGCUACGUGAGUGACUCACACAUCACCUACGCACACCUCAGGAGCACACUCACCUGUUCCAUACACAAACAAUAGAACAAUUGCAACACUCUCUGUGUUUCUAUUUAUGACUACAAUGUCAUUAUAAUUACACUGAACUGCUGUAACACCUCAGCCUCUUUGCUGUCUGUGUUAUUUAAUCAGGGUGGAAUUCACAGUUGGGAACAGGCCUCUAAACAACUUUCGCAUGAUCGAGAGGCACUACUUCCGUGACCACCUACUGAAGAGCUUUGACUUUGACUUUGGCUUCUGUAUCCCAAACAGUCGAAACACCUGUGAGCACAUCUACGAGUUUCCUCAGCUGUCUGAGAGCCUGGGUGAGUCCUAAGCCUUAACAAGUCAUACUUAAAAACUACCUUCAAGACCACCGUGUAAAAAGAGCAAUAUAUUAAAGCAGACUUCAGGAACAUCUAUCCCAAGAGUUUUUUGUCUAGGAUGAAACUAAAAUGACUUUUACGCAGUCUCAGCACACUGUACAUGCCAUCAAAACAGAACAGCAGUUGAUGUUUUUAUAAUUGUUUUUUUAAUCCUUACCUGUCACGGAGGAACACUCAAGUGAAGUUUACAUUGAAGUAUAACUAGCAAGCAUUUUGGUUGUGAUUCUGCAACUUGCAUUAACAAGUCAGUCACAAUUCUUCUUGUUUGCAUGUUGUAUCCAUGCUGUUUGCAAGACACUGUCAUCUAAAUAACUGUCCUAACUCUUGUCAGAUGUCAAGGAUUUAUAUGAAGGUGCUAAAUCUAUAAAUCGCGCCUGAAGGUUUGUCUGUCUGACUUCUGUUGACACAAUAAAGUUUUAAGUACAGGGGCUAACUGCUUCAAAUGUCCACAUAAAGAUUGGAUAAUAAUAGGGGUACUUUUGAGUCCAUACGAGUUGUUGGUUGCUGCAACUAUCCCUCCACCCCAUUCCAACUGUGAUUAUGCUUUGACUUGGUAAGACACCUCUGAUCGCUGAAAAACCCUUUCUAUCAAAGGCUCAUUUGAAAAGUCUACACUAUCCAUUACAUGUCCUCAGUAACCUACAAAAAACUCCAAAGAGUCUCACACCACAGUGGGUCAACAAAAGACACUAACAAGUGGGAAACAAAAAAAAGCUUUCUAACUCUGGAUGGGCCUCACUUAUCUUUGAACAUUUUAAGUGCUGAAUCUCAUUUUUGCUUAGAGUGUACCAGUAAUUGCUGUUAAUUUAAUUAAGUAUUGUUUCACGGCAAGUAGGUUACAGCAGGGAGUGGAGGAAGGAUCAACAAAACAUAAUUGCUUUAGUGUAAAUAAUGUGUUAGUGAGAAUCAUAACAAGGCAGCUAUAGAUCAUUUGAAAACUUUCCUAUCAUGCUACUGAAAACUUGUUGUGUAAUGAUGGCUAUGAUUCUCAAGAUGGUUACAUGGUUAUCCUUGUGACAUGCAAAUCAAGUUUUAAAUGUUAUUGUCAUUCUAGAGGGACAGCGGGGUCGCUCAACUGACUAAACUAAACCAAAGUCUGAGAAACAGAACCAUCGGGCAUUUCUAGAUGCUUUGUUAUUAUAAAUAUAGAUAUAAAUUUCUCUGGUUUACACAAUCAUUCUCAUUGCUAAGGAGUAAAUGUAUAAUACUGUGGACAUCAAAGCUUUUGUUUGCAUCAUGGAAAUUCAUUAAAUUCAUUAUCUGUGUUACAGUUCGUCAGAUGGUGGAGUGUCCUUACGAGACCCGGUCAGACAGCUUCUAUUUUGUGGAGAACAGACUGGUCAUGCACAACAAGGCAGACUAUGCUUACAAUGGAGGACAGUGAUCUCUGCCUGCAAGCAUGCAAACACACACACACUUAAACACAUCCAUAAAUACAUACAUGUUCCCACAUUUAUAGAUACACAUGCACACACAUGGCUGAACAUACAUGCAGUUCUUCCUCUCAUACAUGUAAAUAAACAAGCGGCUACAGACAAAAUUUAAUUGUGGCUUUCAUCUCUUAAGGUCAACCAGCAUUCAUGGAGAUCAUUAUCAGAUGAUGUGCUGAUGGUAGAGGAGGUGUUCUCUGCCAUACUAACAGAAGAAAAAAAUACAAAAAGGGAAAAGGGGUAAAUCAUCAGCUUUUAAUUAUGAACAGAUGUGUUUUAUCCCAAAAAAAGGAUCCAGCACUCUAGUGGCCACGUGAAAUGUGUCUCAAACAGACCAAACGGUUAUUAGAGAGUCCCUCUUGGCAGUUUUAAAAGUGUCCUACCACCCCCUCAACACACAUCCACAUAGGCGCACACAAACACGCUCUAUCCCCAAGUGACACACAUAGUGUUUAUGCAGUGUGUGUCAGAAGCAGCUGUUCUCAGAGCUACCGCCUCCACAAUCCACUCCAGACAAUACCGGGGGAAGGAAGGGAGAAACCAUCCACCAAUACACUCCUGUCAAAUACACAUGGUCACUUCAGCAUCCCCCUUCCCAUCUCCCCCUCCUCUCUGGAACUCAUAUAAACACACAAACACCUAAUCUACAGUACUGUAUAAGGUUAUGAUCGAAGGUUUGUAAGAUGGAGCAGCAACUUCUUGUGGUGAAUAGUUAAGAAAAAAAUGUCCAUAAGUUUGAAAGCCCUGAGCCAACAUGCGUCAAUACAUAUUACAGACUCUUUUGUCAAGUUUCUUAUUGCUCUCUUCAAAUAUUGACUGACUUUCCUUGUGAUCUAGGGGUCAAAAAGCUUGUUUUCAAGGAAUAACGGAAUGAUUUUAUGUUGAUGUGGAAAAUAUGGCAAUAAGCUGGUGGUCACUGUGGUUGAUCAGACCACAACAUGCCAUGCUGCCAUUACUGACGCUAAUAAUUGUGUAAUAAAUUAAGCCUAUUUCGUUCAUUGUUUUGUAGUUUUUGCAACUCUGGGGAAACGACAUAUGAUCACCUGGUGUUGAGAGGAAAUCUCCAGAAAACGUCUCCAAUUUACUAACCAGUGGCAAAUGGAUGCAUGUCUGCUUGGGGCUUCCAUACUUUAGUUCAGAAAGGGGCAGGCAUUAUCUGACAUCAUAACCGUGGCAAAAAAAAAAAAAGUUUGUAAAACAUUGUUCUCAGUGUAAAAAAGUACAUAUUAAUAAGUGGACUUGGCCUUCUGGAAGUGUAACGUUCUUGUAAAGACACAUCAGAUACCCCCAGCUUCAUCUGAGAUUUUUAAGAUGUAUUUUUUUAAUCAUAACUCUCUCUCUUUCUCUCUCCCUCUCUCUCUCUCUCCCUCUCUCUCUCGAAUGUCUUGAAACAUAAAAAUCCAGCUGGAUAAUGUUUGGAAACUGAGUGGUCUUUCACCUAUAUCUAGUGUCCUUUCUAUUUGUACUUUGUAAACUUUGGUGUUCAGGGUUAAAGAUGGUGUUUGUAAAAGAAAAAAUCUAUAUACUUUGUAAAAAGUGAUCAAAAAAUAAAUGUACAUUUUCUGAUACAACA
Molecule: messenger RNA, 5276 nt
Organism: Xyrichtys novacula (pearly razorfish)
Lineage: Eukaryota; Metazoa; Chordata; Actinopteri; Labriformes; Labridae
Source: the annotation of a GenBank genome assembly